Messenger RNA from Zygotorulaspora mrakii, 858 nucleotides. RefSeq names its product nucleosome assembly factor ASF1 (gene ASF1). The transcript has a single exon. The record is from RefSeq and is a predicted model, not a curated record. Gene Ontology annotation, cellular component: nucleus. The coding region runs from base 1 to 858 and encodes 285 amino acids. NCBI's taxonomy places the organism in Eukaryota, Fungi, Ascomycota, Saccharomycetes, Saccharomycetales, Saccharomycetaceae. Gene Ontology annotation, molecular function: histone binding. Gene Ontology annotation, biological process: DNA replication-dependent chromatin assembly; nucleosome disassembly; nucleosome assembly.
AUGUCAAUAGUAUCUUUGUUAGGAAUAAAAGUGUUAAGUAAUCCAGCAACGUUUGCGGAUCCAUACGAGUUUGAAAUUACCUUUGAAUGCCUGGAACCUUUAAAACACGAUUUAGAGUGGAAACUUACUUACGUUGGUUCUUCGCGCUCCUUAGAGCAUGAUCAAGAACUGGAUUCCAUUCUGGUUGGUCCUGUCCCAGUUGGCGUCAAUAAAUUUAUCUUCACAGCAGAUCCUCCCUCACCUGAACUAAUUCCUGCUUCCGAACUGGUUAGCGUAACGGUAAUUUUGUUGAGUUGUUCUUACGAUGGUAGAGAAUUUGUUCGAGUAGGGUACUAUGUAAACAAUGAAUAUGAUAGUGAAGAGUUGAGAGAGAAUCCACCAGCAAAAGUACAAGUAGAACACGUUGUAAGGAAUAUACUUGCAGAAAAGCCUAGAGUAACGAGGUUCAACAUUGUUUGGGAUAAUGAAAAUGAAAGCGAAAUAUAUCCACCUGAACAGCCAGGAGUGGAUGAAGAGGAAGAGGAAGAGGAAGAGGAGGAAGAGGAAGAGGAAGAGGAAGAAGACGACGACGAAGAGGAGCCGGAAAAUGAAGAUGAGGAAGAUGCAGCCGAAGAAGAUGAGGAUGAUGGAGAUGACGUUGCUGAAGAUGACGUGGAGGAUGAAGAUGACGAAGAAAAACUAGAGGCUGACGAAAAAUCUGCCAUAGAGAAGCAAGAAGAAGAGGAAGCUGAUGAGGAACGUGCAGAGGAAGCAAUUGAUGCGAAUGAUCAACACGCAGAAGAAGAAAACGACACAGAAGACAACCCAAAUAAUCUUGAUGACCUACCUGCUGCAAAAAGGCUGAAAACUGAUGUGUAA